UUUCUGCUCUUCUUUUCUCCCUUGCAGCUCCCGAAACCCCCCCUCUAAGCCGCAAGCACCAGCUUUGAAAAAUUGGUGAGAAAGCUUGGAAUUUCUCCUUUUUUCUUGUCCAAGAACCUGAUUUGGAACCCAGAAAUCUUUCCCCCUUGUUGGAAAUUCCAGAUCUGCCUUGCUCUGCUUGUCUUCACCGCCAGCUGCUAUGUGGGUGGGUGAUUUCUGGGCAUUUUUCAGUAAGAACAGCCCCUAAUUUCCUUUGUUCUUGCUUGAAUUGGCUUGGGUUAACUUUGAUUGCUCUUAUUCCCUUCAAUUUUUGCAAGUCCCGUGAAUUGCUCCUGCAGCUUGCCGCCGGCCUCUUCCCCCCUACAGCUCCGGUUUUUACAACUGGAGAAUUAUGAUUUAUGGAAAUAGCAUUGUGAUUAGGAAUGAUCCUAAUGAUGAUUUCAGCUUGAAUUUGUGAUAGUCCGGUAUUAAUUCUGAGGUGUUUUGAUUAGGUUCCCGAUCGUUCUGUCAGUUAGUGCAUGAAUUGAGUGCUCGGUUUUAUGCAAGUGAGGAUGUGAAAUCGAGGACGGGGAAACCACGGGAAGUGACGAGUUAGAAGGCUAGCCAUAUUGUAAUUGGACAUGAAAUUUUAGAAACAAAUUGUGAUCUUGUAAGCUAGAGUGUAUUUGGAGAUUUAUGAUAUCGGAGAAAUUUUAAAGAUUUGAUCUUCAGAUUUUGGUGGUAUCAGAUUGUGGUGUGAUAAGUUCCGAGCCUUGUGCAUUUGUGGGACCCGUCUCACGAGUGCACGGCGUCUGUCGCGUCUCGAAAUUGGGUUUUGGGGCGUGACAAUACCUUUGUAUGAAUACGUGCGACCACCUCUGUCUGAACUUACUCUGCCAUUUCUUCCCAAACUUGAGUAAGCUCAGACUGCAACUGUUGGACUUGUGUCGUAAGAAUCCUAAUGGUAGAAGAAGAGGCCUCACUCAUGUCAUACCAUCACUAAGGGAUGCCAUGCUUUACUGGAUCUUGUAAUGUAGACAUCCCUUUCAUCUAACCUUUUUUGGGGGGUCCAACCACCUCAUUCUAAAUUAGUGGAUCCCAUUCUGGCCACAAAUCCUUGUUUGGUCCAUGCUUCUCUACAUAUUUUUGGUGAGCAUCGUUCUAUUUCAAGAAAAAAAUUUUCAUUAG
Molecule: messenger RNA, 1167 nt
Organism: Rubroshorea leprosula
Lineage: Eukaryota; Viridiplantae; Streptophyta; Magnoliopsida; Malvales; Dipterocarpaceae
Source: the annotation of a GenBank genome assembly